This is a messenger RNA of Microtus ochrogaster (prairie vole), 723 nucleotides long. RefSeq names its product zinc finger protein 120-like. The record is from RefSeq and is a predicted model, not a curated record. Lineage: Eukaryota; Metazoa; Chordata; Mammalia; Rodentia; Cricetidae. The coding region runs from base 1 to 723 and encodes 240 amino acids. The transcript is spliced from 4 exons.
AUGCUGGAGACCUACAGAAACCUUACUACUAUAGGAUACAGUUGGGAAGACCAUAAUAUUGAAGAACAUUUUCAAAGUUCUAGACAACAUAAAAGGCAUGAAAAACCACAAAAUAGAUUGAAACCCUAUGAAUGCAAUGAGUGUGGCAAAGCCUUUGCACAUCGUGGUGCUCUUAAAAGGCAUAAAAGAACCCAUACUGGAGAGAAACCCUUUAAAUGUAAUCAGUGUGGUAAAGCCUUUGCAGUCCAUACGUCUCUUCAAGUGCAUGUAAGAAGAACCCAUACUGGAGAGAAACCCUAUGAAUGUAAUCAGUGUGGUAAAGCCUUUGCAGGUCGCCCUCAUCUUCACAGUCAUGAAAGAAUCCAUACUGGAGAGAAACCCUUUGAAUGUAAUCAGUGUGGUAAAGCCUUUGCACAACAGAGUACUCUGAAAAUGCACAUGAAAACACACAAUGGAGAGAAACCCUAUGAUUGUAAUCAGUGUGGUAAAGCCUUUGCAUAUCCCAGUUUUCUUAAAUAUCAUAAAAGAACCCAUACUGGAGAGAAACCUUUUGAAUGUAAUCAGUGUGGGAAAGCCUUUGCCCGUCACAGUACUCUUCAAAAGCAUAAAAGAACCCAUACUGGAGAGAAGCCCUAUGAUAAUAAUCAGUGUGGUAAAGCCUUUGCAGAUCGCAGUAAUCUUAAAAUGCAUGAAAGAACGCAUAUAGUAGAGAAACCCUAUUAA